Molecule: messenger RNA, 324 nt
Organism: Helobdella robusta
Lineage: Eukaryota; Metazoa; Annelida; Clitellata; Rhynchobdellida; Glossiphoniidae
Exons: 2
Coding region: 1-324 (107 amino acids)
Source: RefSeq, a predicted model, not a curated record
AUGGUUGAUAAAGUCAAGAGAACUACCAACAAAUCUGCCAAAGAGGGUUCAAAUUUGACUCUACAGUGUUUCCAUUGUGAUUCCUUGUUUCCUCUUCCUACUGGAGUGUCUGAUGAGAGUUAUGAAUUCAUCAUAACAGCUAACAAUUUAAAAUUCUUCUGCGACGCUUGUUUGAAGAAAUUCUCUGUGGAGAAACAGUUUUAUAAAAAAUUAGAACAGAGUAAAUCAGAGAUGAGUUAUGAAGAGAAACAGUUUCAUAAAGAACUUGAAAAGGGUAAUUCAGAGAUUAUAGAAGAAAUGAAAAAAUUAAAUGACGUAUUAUGA